Theobroma umbraticum is the source of this 938-nucleotide messenger RNA. It is a transcript of the gene SIRB, whose product is annotated as sirohydrochlorin ferrochelatase B. Lineage: Eukaryota; Viridiplantae; Streptophyta; Magnoliopsida; Malvales; Malvaceae. Gene Ontology annotation, molecular function: lyase activity. The record is from RefSeq and is a predicted model, not a curated record.
UCUUCUUCAUAUUAAAAGCAUUUUCACUACUUUUUCGAAAGUUGCCUUGGCUGCAACCAUGUCGAUAGAGUCGUUAUCUAUCCCUCAAACUCUCACCCUUAAAAGCUCUUUAGUUAAUGAACCUGUAAGAAAAUCAACAUGGAGACCCCUCAAAUCCUCGGAUUUUCAAAGGGUCCCUCCAAAAAGCAGAAAUUUCUCAGCAAGGUCUAGUGUGAGCUUCGAGAAUGGCGGAUACAAACAGUUCCCGAAUGGGGUCGGUGAAAAGGAUGGAGUAAUCAUCGUGGACCAUGGCUCGCGCCGUAGAGAAUCGAAUCUUAUGCUAAAUGAGUUUGUAGCUAUGUUUAGAGACAAAACCGGGUACCUACUCGUUGAGCCAGCUCAUAUGGAGUUGGCAGAGCCAACGAUAAGAGAUGCAUUUGGUUUGUGUGUUCAGAGAGGGGCAAAUCGUGUGAUUGUAAGCCCAUUCUUUCUCUUCCCUGGAAGGCAUUGGUACCAGGAUAUCCCAUCGUUAACUGCUGAUGCUGCAAAAGAGCACCCUGGUGUAUCAUAUAUGGUAACUGCACCACUGGGCCUGCACGAGCUGCUUGUGGAUGUUGUGAAUGAUAGGAUCAAACACUGCUUGAGCCAUGUAGCAGGAGAUGCAGAUGAGUGUGCUGCUUGUGCUGGAACAAGCAAGUGCAAGCUUUAUUGACUCAUGGAAGUAAAAAUUAAGUUUUUGGGAUUGAAUAUUGGGAGGGUUCCCAUUUUGGUGAAAGUUGAGAUCUUAGCAUAGGAGUUACACAUGUUAAUGCAAAUUGUUGCAUUGUAACUUUAUUCUUUUCCCAUCUUUCUGGAUGUUCUGUCUAUAAUUUAUGCCACUCUUCCUUUCCAGGCACCUGAUCAAACAUGAUUUGUAAAAUCUGAUGUGCAAUAAAGAUUAAGUUAUUUGUUGGUAUAAA